ACGACGCUGAGACCACUUUUUGACUCUCCAAAAAACCGAACGCUGUUGUUUUUGUUGUUGUUGGUGUUGUUGUUGUCUCCGUCACGUCACGUCACGCCAAGCAACCAGCGCAGCGCAUCCCCCCACCCUGCCCCGCUUAACCCCUGCCCAUAUCAUUGUGCAAUCGAAGGCAAUCGAGAAUGUCAUCGCUGUCCCAGUGGUGGAUCGCAUCGCUGCUCUGCCUCUGCUUGUGCCUGUGCCUGGUGCCCUUUGGUGAGGCCAUCGAGUGCUAUGUGUGCGAUACGAGCGACACGGAGCAUCCCUUCCAGUGCGGCGAGUGGUUCGAGCGGUACGAUCAGCCGGACAUCCAGCCGCAGAACUGCUCCAGCGUCCAUGGGGCCCAGUUUUGUGUGAAGCAUGUCGGCCGCUUCGAGGGCGGCAUUGGAGCGAAGCGCUUCUGCAGCUCCAAGGAUCUGGGCAACUAUUGUGACUACGUGCGGAACAAGGGUGACCGCAUGGACUAUCGCAGCUGCAUCUACACCUGCGACUCAGAUGGGUGCAAUGGCGCCGUUUCCCAGCUGACGAGGCCCUUUGGCAACGGUAAAUGGGGUGUGGCCGGCCUGAUGCUUGCGCUCUGGCUCAUCUGGCAACGCUGAAGCUGUGGAGAGGAGAGUCUCUCCCACAGUGAGAGAAAGAGAGAGAGAGAGAGAGAGAGAGAGAUCGCGAACAAAGAAGCUACACUGUUUCAGCUUCUUCUACACGUUGUGCAUCGCUUAGUUUUUUUUUUCGUAGUACCUUAAGCUUUUAAUUUUUAGGUUGUACCAAAUUAAAGAGUCAAGAGACAGACCCACACAAAACAA
Messenger RNA from Drosophila persimilis, 839 nucleotides. RefSeq lists its product as uncharacterized. Gene Ontology annotation, biological process: positive regulation of voltage-gated potassium channel activity; regulation of synaptic transmission, cholinergic; sleep. Lineage: Eukaryota; Metazoa; Arthropoda; Insecta; Diptera; Drosophilidae. The coding region runs from base 180 to 635 and encodes 151 amino acids. The record is from RefSeq and is a predicted model, not a curated record. The transcript has a single exon.